AUGGGCCGGCCUAUGGUCGACAUUUGUGAUGGACUUGAUUGGGCCAGAAACAAACUGCCGCAUGUCACACUCCCAAAUGAGACAAUCCAGAUUGAUGGUGAGAGAGUCGUCGUCGUCGGAUGGUCGUCCUGUGGACAAUUGGCAAUGUCAUUGGCAUGGACUGCUCCAGAAAGAGGGUUGAGGCCACCAGAGGCAAUCUUGGCAUUUUACUGCCCGACAAACUAUGAAGAUGAGUGGUGGAGAAAUCCCAUCCAGCCCAUCGGCGCAGAAGAUCAGGGAGAUAAAUACGAUCCGCUCGAAGCAAUCUAA
Messenger RNA from Talaromyces marneffei, 309 nucleotides. RefSeq lists its product as uncharacterized. The record is from RefSeq and is a predicted model, not a curated record. Lineage: Eukaryota; Fungi; Ascomycota; Eurotiomycetes; Eurotiales; Trichocomaceae. Bases 1 to 309 code for a protein of 102 amino acids. Gene Ontology annotation, molecular function: hydrolase activity. The transcript has 2 exons.